GCUGUGGCUCAGCAAAUGGGCGCAGAGAACGGGGGAUGCACUGAUGAAUGCGGACCAAUGAACGAGCGAGCCACUGGGCGUGGCGACGCCUACAAUGAGAGCGAAUAUAAACCAGAGAGUUUCGGCUCACAGAAGCAGAGAGCGUCUUUCUACUCACGGACUCACAGUACGCGGAAUUUGCUCAGUUUGACCGUUAACGGACUCUGUAAGGACCUUUGUACGAUUUGGAUUACCGCAUUGUUGGGACGUUAUAUCAGGAAUUUAAUAGUACAGCCGCCGUCCGCGCUGUGGAUAUUUCUUCUUAUCCUGGAUCUUGUGGAUUAUUUUACUGACUUCAAUAUGACUUUGGAAGAGGUCGUUGGAUCAAACAGCACCGAGAAAAAGAUGGAGACGGUGAGUCAGGCUCUGGAGGAGCUACUGGUCGCGGCUCAGCAGCAGGACUGUGUCACGGUGGGAGUCUACGAGUCCGCCAAACUCAUGAAUGUAGACCCGGACAGCGUGGUGCUGUGUAUCCUCGCCACUGAUGAGGAGGAUGAAGAUGACAUAGCGCUGCAGAUCCACUUCACGCUGCUGCAGGCUUUCUGCUGCGACAACGACAUCAAUAUCGUGCGGGUGUCCGGCAUGAGGCGGCUGGCUCAGCUGCUGAAGGAGGACACCGAGGACAGCAACAGCAAUGAACCCCGGGACCUGCACUGCAUCCUGGUCACUAACCCUCCGGUGCAGCCUCUGCAGUGCCAAGCCCUGCAGGACGUCGGCAGCUUCUGCGAGGAGAGCCGCUGCAGCAAUCAGUGGGUCCCCUGCCUGGAGCUGCAGGACCGUUGACUGGAGCCGGGCCCAUCCGAGCAGAAUCAGACCGCUGGGGAGCGGUGAGAAAGAGUGAAAACAAUCAAACCUGUGCAAGAGUAAUAGGGUUUGAAUUGUUCUGCUGUACCGGACCGAAUCAAACCGGAAGCCUGGUGGGGUAGGUCGUUUUGACCUUGUGGAGCACGUGAAACGUCGGUGCCGGUAGUGGUUGUGGAAGCUGGACCAGACUGAGCAGGAAGCCCCAGUCAUGGAGCUGCAGAGGGGGAGACGGCGUUGGGGAAAUAUGAGGACUUGAGUGACACAACUGGAUGUCAUGUGAAUGAGCUGAAGAGCUGCACAUAAAGCUCUGGACUACCUGUGCUGCAGGUGUGACAGGUGCUCUGCUCACCUUUUUACUGCACACGAACUUUGUCAUGAUGUGAUGUUACACACUGAUGUGAUGCCUGUUUAAGUAAGCACAUUUAAUAUGAGUCUGCUUGAUACAUGAUGUGAUGGAACAGCCUCGAGUGAGAAGUGAGGCCACAUUGUGACUUAUUCUGUUUGGUCAAUAAAGUGUUGAUGGAAAUAUAA
Molecule: messenger RNA, 1374 nt
Organism: Archocentrus centrarchus (flier cichlid)
Lineage: Eukaryota; Metazoa; Chordata; Actinopteri; Cichliformes; Cichlidae
Product: growth arrest and DNA damage-inducible protein GADD45 beta-like
Exons: 4
Coding region: 16-822 (268 amino acids)
Biological process (GO): regulation of cell cycle
Cellular component (GO): cytoplasm; nucleus
Source: RefSeq, a predicted model, not a curated record